UUGUUAUCGGCGAACCCUUUUGCUCCGGAAAUCGCUAAUCGUACGCUAAUAUUCCACUAUCGUUCAGUGAUUCGAAUACUGUUCAAAUACACUUUCUACCUUGGUGUUCUCGCAUUUCUUGCCUCUACCGUUGCAAUUCUUCUAAAUUGUGCUGAUGGUGCGAAAACAAUCAAGGGUAGCAAGCCUCUUUGUGCGGAUUUGACAAAGUUGUCUGAGUUUAAACGCCCGUCUCCUCUGUUCCUGACUAACGCUCGAAACACGUAUGGCACCGUUGUUCAUGGAUACUGGGGACGAGUACAACCGUCUAUCCAUGCUUUACAGAAGAAAUGGAACGAAUAUUAUCGGGAAUUUGUCAAGUCAGACAUCGGCAUUGCAUUUGACAGAUAUUAUCACAAGGUACACGGUUUCAUUGUGGAUAGCUCCUUGAAAACGGUGCGGUUUUUGGAAGCCAAGCGAAGGGAAAUCGAAAAGUGGUGGGAGAAAGAUGGUCGCGCUCGAUUUGGCAGCUUUGUUGAUACACUCAAGGUCACGGCUGGCGUUGUCUACGAAAUAGCGAAGGAUAUCGUACAAAUUGCCAUAGAUAAUGCUGUAAAUCAAUUAUGCAUGGCUUAA
Molecule: messenger RNA, 612 nt
Organism: Cylicostephanus goldi
Lineage: Eukaryota; Metazoa; Nematoda; Chromadorea; Rhabditida; Strongylidae
Source: the annotation of a GenBank genome assembly